AUGGGGUUCGUGGUGGAGAUGUUCUCCAACGCCGUGCUCGGUGAGCUCGUGAGCCGGUCCAUGUCGUCCCUGUUCGCCAAGUGCGAGAAGGAGACGGCGGCGGCCGCGCAGGAGGACCUGCAGCUGCUGCGCCGCCUGCUGAUGCGGAGCGCCACGAUCGUCGAGGAGGCCGAGCGGCGGCGCGUCCCGAGCAGGGCCAUGCUGCUGCAGCUCAAGGCCCUGAGGGGCGAGACGUUCAGGGGCUACUACGUCCUCGACGUCGUCCGGUGCCGAGCCGCCCUCGGAGGAGGAGGCAGGCGGCGCGACGGCGAGGACGAUGGCGACGACGUGGCCCGCCGCGCCUUCGCCCUGUCAAGGUUCAACCCGGCGAAGCGCGUCCGCUCCCGCUCCGGUGCUCCAGAGGCCACCGAGUCGCCGCCGGUGCUCGGUGGUCCAAGCCCGGAGGUGGAGUUGCAUCGGUUGGUUCGCAGCCUGGAAGCCAUGAUCGGUGACAUGAAGGAGUUCGUUGUGUUCUUGACGAGCUACCCACCCUUGUACCGCCAGCCUUACAGUGCUCACAUGUUUGUGGAUAAGUGCAUGUUUGGCCGCCACAUGGAGAAGGAGACGGUCAUGGAGUUCUUGCUGAAAAAAGAGCCUCCUGGUGCUGAACAUCUGGGCGUGCUCCCGAUCGUUGGCCCAGCGCACAUCGGCAAGAGCACUCUGGUGGAGCAUGUCUCUGACGAUGAGAGGGUGCGCAACCACUUCUCCCUGAUCUUGUUCUACACUGGCAAUGACCUGGAAGACGUGACAGUGUCCAGUUUCAGAGACAAAUGCUUGAUCAAGCAUCACACCGAUAAUGCUUCAGCGGAGAGACUGCUCAUCGUCAUCGAGAUCUUAGACGAUGUGGAUGACGCAACCUGGAACGGGCUGUACUCUUCCCAAAGAAGCAUAGCCCAGGGGAGCAAGAUGAUCAUCACCAGCCGAUCGGAGAGGAUCGAGAGGUUUGGGACAGCGCAGGCCCUCAGGAUGAAGUGCCUGUCUGUAGAGGCCUACUGGUACCUGUUCAAGAUGGCAGCCUUCGGAGGCGAUGACCCCGCGCAGCAUCCGAAGAUGGCAUCCCUGGCUUUGGAGAUGGCAAGCCUGAUGCAAGGAUCUUUCAUCUUCGCGUCCGUCGGCGCCGCGCUGCUGAGCGCUAACUUCAACACCCAGAGCUGGUCCAGGAUCCUCACGAGGCUGAGACAGUACACGCAGAAGAACGCCUCCUUGAUAAGGGAAUACCCGGGUGACAUCAACGCUAAGGAGUGCCCUCGGUACACUUGGAAUGUAAUCAAGGAGAAGCCGGACAAAUACUUCAUGCUGUAUGACAUUUACCACAGAGGCUCUGGUGUGGAGGUUCCGGACAUAUCAUUCUUAGAUCUCCAAGGUGGGCAUGCUCAGCCACCAGCGGGGAAGUACGAUAUACUCCUCACCAAAUCUCGGAUUCCGCCGUACUUCAACUACGUAUGUGCAUGUGAGAUCCGUGAUAUGUAA
This is a messenger RNA of Panicum hallii, 1509 nucleotides long. Its product is annotated as disease resistance protein RGA2-like. Lineage: Eukaryota; Viridiplantae; Streptophyta; Magnoliopsida; Poales; Poaceae. The transcript has a single exon. Gene Ontology annotation, molecular function: ADP binding. Bases 1 to 1509 code for a protein of 502 amino acids. The record is from RefSeq and is a predicted model, not a curated record.